UGUAUGCUGAAUACUACAUUUUUCCUCAGAAAGAAAUGUCAAGAAGAUUCUUCAAUUUUCAACUAGAAGAGCCUAAAAUCACAAUCAAAAUACCUCCAAAUUUGCAUAAAGAUAAGAAGUGGAUGGGGUUGGCCUUUUUUGUAGUAUUUUCAGUUGAUGAAAAUUCACAAAAAUCCCAUUCUUUCUCUUACCAAGUGGACAAUGAUGAAUAUAGAAUGGAAAGAGAAUCAAUGCUUUACUUGAAUAAAGAUUUGUUAGUUGGUUCUCAUCAGCUUUGGGUGUUUUUUGAGCCUCGAGCUGUUUAUCCAUAUAGAUUAAAUCAAUGGAGGCAUCUUCGUUUUUCGAUCGUAUGCAAUAACUCGGACUUUAAGGCUGUUCUUUGUGGUGCAAAUCUUGUUUAUAAGCAAGAUCUUGAAGGAUUUGUCAACAUAAUUGUAAGUAAUGUGUUGAGUUCUCCAGCUGAAUUGCAUGAAUUUUAUGACCGAAGUUAUGUUGAAAGCAUUUUAAGAAAUGUACAUUGCCAUAAGUACGAUCCAAAGAAAAAUGAAAAUGAUCAAAGAAGACAAGAUCAUUUGCGUAUAGAAAAGUGGGUUGAGGAACAAGAUUCAAAUGCUCAUCCUCAAGAAGAUGAAGAUUCAAGUUCCAGUUCAAAUAUGGAAAGGAGCCACUUUUCGCUACUCAAACAGAGCAUUCCUUCUUUCCUUCAAAAGGAUUUAAAGGAUCGAUAUGAAAUGACAUUUGACUUUGUUAUUCCAAGGAGAAACAUUCGACCCCAGCUGAUCAAUCAACUAUCUCCAAGGAAUUAUACUCGCAUUCAAUUGCCUCCGAAUUCUUAUACUAAUAUUGAUUGGAUGGGAUUUGCAGUUUGGACAGUUUUCCAAAUCAACAAACAUCCAACAGCAAUUCUCAACAAUCUUGGCUCAGUUUCAAGGCAUGAACUCAUUUGUCAAUUUGGAAUUGAGAAUGGACUAAUUAACCCAUUACACAUUCAUAGUAUCAUUGAGGACAAAGUGAUUUGGCUACAUGAACGCCAAUUUGUUUGGCUUUAUUACAGCCCAAGAAAGAAAUAUGGUGAAAUUUUUCGUCAUAGGUCUCAUGUUUGGGCUAUUAUUGAAGCUGAUACUCCAGACUUGGUAGUGAUAUGUUGUGGACUUCAAGUAGUAUACAAGAAAGAUGUCAGAGUGAUUGACAAGAUAUUGAUGGAAGCCAUUCAAUCAUCAUCUUAAACAAAUAGCUAGUACGCACGAAGUUGAGUACUAAUUACUUUACCUUAUUCAGCUAUCAUUACCCUUUCACUUUUCAUUGGUUGUAUAAUUUUUUUUUUAACAAAGAUAACAUAGGAAGAGAUUAGAAGGUGCAUCGAGACAUCUCUAUGCAUGCUGUUGUAAGUCUCGUCUAUGAUAUUUUUUGCUCCAAUGUUAUUGGUUCUAGCUAGUUAAACAUAUUAAAGUGGUAUUUUCUCUUCUUUUUUUUUUAAUCUAUUUCUGGUGUUAUGUUUA
Molecule: messenger RNA, 1499 nt
Organism: Cucumis melo (muskmelon)
Lineage: Eukaryota; Viridiplantae; Streptophyta; Magnoliopsida; Cucurbitales; Cucurbitaceae
Exons: 2
Coding region: 36-1226 (396 amino acids)
Source: RefSeq, a predicted model, not a curated record